This is a messenger RNA of Neltuma alba, 2189 nucleotides long. Its product is annotated as peptidyl-prolyl cis-trans isomerase FKBP62. Gene Ontology annotation, molecular function: protein binding; peptidyl-prolyl cis-trans isomerase activity. The transcript has 13 exons. The record is from RefSeq and is a predicted model, not a curated record. Bases 117 to 1829 code for a protein of 570 amino acids. NCBI's taxonomy places the organism in Eukaryota, Viridiplantae, Streptophyta, Magnoliopsida, Fabales, Fabaceae.
UCUACUUUCUUUCACUUUGUUUCAGCUCCUAGGUUUUGUUCUCUGUUUCUGUGUCUUCUCGAACUUUCGUUCCUUCAUCGCAGUCUGCUCUGUGUUCCUGAAUUCUCGCGCCACAGAUGGAUGAGGAUUUCGAUAUGCCCCCGCCGGAGGAGAUGAGCGAGGACUUCGAUCUUCCUGAUGACAGCAUCACUCUUAAGGUUGGGGAGGAGAAGGAGAUCGGCAAGCAGGGCUUGAAGAAGAAGCUGGUCAAGGAAGGUGAAGGCUGGGACACACCUGAGGUGGGCGAUGAAGUUGAAGUUCAUUACACGGGAACGCUGCUUGAUGGGACCAAGUUUGAUUCAAGCCGCGACAGGGGAACCCCCUUUAAGUUUACGCUCGGACAAGGACAAGUAAUUAAAGGGUGGGAUCAGGGUAUUAAAACCAUGAAGAAAGGUGAAAAUGCUGUUUUCACCAUCCCUGCUGAGCUAGCAUAUGGUGAAUCUGGUUCUCCUCCAACCAUUCCUCCUAAUGCUACACUUCAGUUUGAUGUUGAGCUUCUGUCUUGGACCAGCGUGAAGGACAUAUGUAAGGAUGGUGGCAUAUUUAAGAAAAUCCUUACUGAAGGAGAGAAAUGGGAGAACCCAAAAGAUCCUGAUGAAGUUUUAGUCAAAUAUGAAGCUCGGCUUGAAGAUGGAACGCUUGUAUCAAAAUCUGAUGGAGUAGAGUUUACAGUGAAAGAGGGUUUUUUUUGUCCUGCCUUUGCAAAGGCUUUGAAAACCAUGAAGAAGGGAGAGAAAGUGCUCUUAACUGUGAAGCCACAAUAUGGUUUUGGUGAGAAGGGUAAAGCAGCACAUGGGGAUGAAGGUGCUGUUCCACCCAAUGCAUCCUUACAGAUAACUCUUGAAUUGGUAUCUUGGAAGACUGUUUCAGAAGUUACUGAUGAUAAGAAGGUCAUUAAGAAAAUCCUCAGUGAAGGGGAAGGAUACGAGCGUCCAAAUGAAGGAGCUGUUGUGAAAGUGAAAUUGAUUGGCAAACUGCAAGAUGGCACUGUCUUCUUGAAGAAGGGCCAUGAUGAAGAGCUGUUUGAGUUCCAAACAGAUGAAGAGCAAGUGAUUGAUGGACUUGAUAGAGCAGUGUUGACUAUGAAGAAGGGUGAAGUAGCAUUGUUGACUAUUGCACCUGAGUAUGCCUUUGGUUCAUCUGAGUCCAAGCAAGAAUUGGCCGUUGUUCCUCCCAACUCAACUGUUUACUAUGAAGUUGAACUAGUAUCAUUUGUGAAGGAGAAAGAGUCCUGGGAUAUGAACACACAGGAGAAGAUUGAAGGCGCUGUUAAGAAGAAAGAAGAAGGAAAUGUGUUGUUUAAGAGUGGAAAGUAUGCUAAAGCUGCUAAAAGAUAUGAGAAGGCUGCCAAGUACAUAGAGUAUGAUUCCUCCUUCAGUGAAGAGGAGAAGAAGCAAGCCAAGGCACUGAAGGUUGCUUGCAAUCUGAACAAUGCGGCAUGCAAGUUGAAAUUGAAAAAUUAUAAAGAAGCUGAGAGAUUGUGUACCAAGGUUCUGGAUCUUGAAAGCAGCAAUGUGAAGGCACUUUAUAGAAGAGCACAAGCUUAUAUCGAGUUGACUGACUUGGACUUGGCAGAACUUGAUAUUAAGAAAGCUCUCGAGAUAGACCCUGACAACAGGGAUGUGAAGCUGGAGUACAAGACUUUGAAGGAAAAGGUGAAGGAGUACAACAGAAAAGAGGCUAAAUUUUAUGGAAAUAUGUUUGCCAAGAUGAGUAAGCCGGAUUCAAAUGACAGUAAUAAACAAGCGAGCAAGGAUGCUGAGCCUAUGAGCAUUGACAGCAAAGCAUAAAACUCCAGGGGAAACACAUAAAACCCACGCAAUUAGAUACAGUGUUUCAGGGGUCUGCUUUUUUCUCUCUUUCAUGUUCUUUCUUUCAUGUUCCUUCAGUAGACAUUGAGAUGUUAUGGUUUUAUAUAGCGUUGGAACAAUUAUAGUUGCUAUGAUUAUGAUUGUUUUUAUUGCUGCUCCCAAUUUUAUGUAUCUCUGGUCGGUUGCCUAUAUUGAAGUUAGGCCAAAAAAGAACCAAUUUAUGAUGAAGCUGUGAGUGAGCAAAUGGGCAGCAUUUAUUGACCAAGGGGUAGCAUGUAAGCUACGUUAUUUUACCGGAAAAGGCAUUCAUUUACAAAGAUAAUUGAUAAGAUGUGCAAA